Messenger RNA from Apus apus (common swift), 4535 nucleotides. It is a transcript of the gene MOCS1, whose product is annotated as molybdenum cofactor synthesis 1. The record is from RefSeq and is a predicted model, not a curated record. Gene Ontology annotation, molecular function: cyclic pyranopterin monophosphate synthase activity; 4 iron, 4 sulfur cluster binding; metal ion binding. The transcript is spliced from 11 exons. Lineage: Eukaryota; Metazoa; Chordata; Aves; Apodiformes; Apodidae. Gene Ontology annotation, biological process: Mo-molybdopterin cofactor biosynthetic process. Bases 29 to 2071 code for a protein of 680 amino acids.
GGCUGGCGGCAGCGCCGGGUCCCCCCACAUGGCGGCGGCGGCGGCGGCGGCGGCCUGGGGGCAGCGGGGCCGCUCCGCGCUCCUCCCGCGGCUCCGGCGGGCGCUGCGGGCGGCUCCGGGCCGCGCCUGCAGCUCCGGGGCCACCGUCAGGGCUCCCUCUGCCGCGGCUCAGGAACUGCAAAGCUCAGGAAGAGGGCGUUUUCUACUGGAACAUGCUGCUCCCUUCUCUGCUUUUUUGACAGACAGCUUCGGGCGCCAACACAACUACUUGCGAAUUUCUUUGACUGAGAAGUGCAACCUCAGGUGUCAGUAUUGUAUGCCAGAGGAAGGUGUUCAGCUGACCCCUAAGUCAGAACUACUUACUACUCAGGAGAUAAUCACCCUAGCCAGACUGUUUGUGAAAGAAGGUGUAGAGAAGAUCCGACUGACGGGAGGAGAACCACUUAUCCGUCCCGAUGUGGUUGACAUUGUGGGUCAACUGUACAAGCUAGAAGGGCUGAAAACCAUUGCUGUCACAACCAACGGGAUCAACCUAACCAGACUGCUGCCCCGACUGAAAGAGGCAGGACUAAACGCCAUUAACAUUAGCCUGGAUACUUUGGUCCCAGCUAAAUUUGAGUUCAUUGUCCGGAGGAAAGGCUUUCACAAGGUAAUGGAAGGAAUUCACAAAGCCACUGAACUUGGCUACCGUCCUGUUAAGGUAAACUGUGUGGUGAUGCGAGGCUUCAAUGAGGAUGAACUCCUGAGCUUUGUGGAUUUAACAAAGGAUCUGCCUCUUGAUGUGCGGUUCAUAGAAUACAUGCCAUUUGAUGGCAAUAAAUGGAACUUCAAGAAGAUGGUGAGCUACAAAGAAAUGCUUGAUACAAUUAAACAGCAAUGGCCUGAAUUGGAGAAAUUGCCCUGUGAAACUUCCAGCACAGCCAAGAGUUAUAAGGUGCCACAUUUCCAGGGACAAGUCAGUUUUAUCACCUCCAUGUCAGAGCAUUUCUGCGGAUCCUGCAAUCGGCUGAGGAUAACAGCAGAUGGGAACUUAAAGGUGUGCCUUUUUGGGAAUUCAGAAGUGUCCUUGAGAGAUCACCUGCGGUCAGGUGCCUCAGAGGAAGAGUUGGUUCAAGUCAUCGGAGCAGCAGUGGGCAGAAAAAAGAAACAGCAUGCUGGCAUGUUUAACAUUUCCCAGAUGAAAAACCGGCCAAUGAUCCUGAUUGAGCCUGUACUGAUGUCAUUCCCACUAUACCAAGAUGCCCUACAAAAUCUCCCAAAUUCAAAACAGCGGGGCCACACAUUUAGCCAUUGGCUGACUCUGAGAGCAAGUUUCCCCAAACAAAUGGGAGGAGCAUUAAUGAAAAAUAAGCUUACAGGACAACUGACAGGAUCUCACAGAGAGCAACAGUGCCACACGACAACAGGAAUUCUACAAACCCAGCUCAGAGGCUGCUGUGUCUUCCGUAAGGACCCAAGCUCCACAUUCAUCACUAAGUGCCUUGAGGCUUCUCCUGUUGGCCAGGUUUCUGUGGACUGUCAUUCCAAAGAGGCAAGCCCAGGAUCUGAAUUCUGUACCAGGGAUUUGGGAUCUUGCACCAGAGUACCUCCUGCCUCUGACAACUUGACUCACACUGAUGAGGAAGGACGGGCCACAAUGGUUGAUGUUGGAGGGAAGCCAGAUUCAAGAAGAAGGGCUGUUGCUGGUGCUGUGGUCCGCCUGGGUGCAAAGGCAUUCGGAAUGGUGAGGAAGAACCAGAUGAAGAAAGGGGAUGUGCUAGCAGUAGCUCAGAUUGCAGGAAUUCAGGGAGCCAAGCUGACCAGCCAGUUGAUCCCGUUGUGUCACAACAUCCCCCUCAAUCAUGUUGAGGUGUCUCUGAGCCUGGAUGAGGCCAGAUAUGCAGUGGUAAUUCACAGCUCCUGUCAGACCUGGGGGAGGACAGGUGUGGAGAUGGAAGCUCUAACAGCUGCCAGCCUGGCUGCCCUGACUGUGUAUGACAUGUGCAAAGCAGUUACCCAUGACAUUGUGAUUGAAGAAGUGAAGUUGCUUAGUAAAACAGGUGGGCAAAGGGGAGACUUCUCAAGGGUCUAGAUCACAUCCAGGCGCAUCCAGCCCUCCAAGUAACCACUGCUUAUGUUCAGCCUCUUCAGAACUGUUUUUGCUCAGCUGGUAGCCUUGGAGACCUCAGCAGGUGUUGCCACACAACAACCCCACAACUCCAGUUUUGCCUUACCCUGUCAGCUUACUGCUAGUGAACAGUGAAGCCCACUUUCCCUAUUGAUAACCAUGUGUGGUUUUUUUAGGAGACAGACUUUUCCACUCUGCCAGUACCUUGACUUCAGUGUCCUGACCAUGAGCGUGAGCAAAGAUUCCUAGUAAUACCAGAGAUGUUUUGUUUUUUUUCUUAUUGCUGUGCAAUAGUCAUGGCUGCUGUCAUAACACCAUGCAACUGUGAGCUCUGGAAAUGAAGCAAGUGCUGUUAUUUGGCAACUAUUUUUAAGUCAAGGAUUACAAUUUCAGAAAUGUGCCUGUUCAUCUGUCUCCCUGACCACCUUAGUUGAAUUUAGAAGGUGACAGUGAGAAGAAGCUGGGAAACUUUACCAUACAGCAGAAAUUAUAACUGUGGCAGAGCCAGGGUCAGGGGAGCUGCUUCCAUCCCUUUGCAUUGCUACUGCUUCCCUUGCCUGCAAGUGGGAAAUAUCCACAUAUCAUUUUCAAAAGUAACAUAAAAAAAAAAUAUGGCAGCUUCCCAGCUUUCUGCCUUCAGUGCUCUGUGAAAUGUGAUGUAGAAACAGAGUAUUUCUGGGUUUAGAAUAAUUAUUUUAGUGAUGUGAAAAAUACCUUUUACAAUGGUAGAAGCAUGUUCCAAUAUUUUGACCUUAGUGCUCAAAUACAUUGAGGCCCUGUGUCUGCAUGCUUAAGGGCUUAAUUCUGCUAUGCAUGGAAGUAGGUGUCUGCUCUCCCUGCCUUCAGAAAUAGUUGUCACACCAAGCUCCAGAAGACUAUUUUUUAAUCCUACUGUGCAACUCCUAGUAACCAGCAGCCUGCAUAAUCCUGACAGAUAAACUUUAAGACUAGUAGCCACUUGGAAGGGUAAAGUAGUUACUGUUGCUUUAGACAGAAUGUUCUCCUGUGUGUUUCUCUUAAUUUGCUUUCAUGAAGUGUUCUGGCCUCAGAGCACUUAAGUCUCCUCAUAAAUGUACCAGUGGCCACUGUCAUGUAGCAUUAAAUAGCUUUGAUAAUUGACUAUCCUAUGUAAGAAAUUACUCAACGUUGUUUUGUUAAUACUGAUGGAUCCUUCUACAAAUUUAAAGGCUCUCAAAAGGGUAUUUUCAACUUGGGUUUACUUGUUUCUAGUGCUUAUGGCUAAUGUGAAGUCACAUGAUUCAGGGUGCUCCCUCUCCAUACGCACAAAGCUGAAGACAGCUCUGAUACUCUCAGAGACUAAUGAAAAAAAGCAUCUAAACCUUUGCAAGUAGCUACUUCUCAUGAAAUAAGAUUAAAUUACUGUGAGCAUCAGCAAAGCACACACCACAGGCACGCACAUCCUGCUCACGCAAAGUAAGCACAGGUCUACUGUGAGGAGGCAAUAGGUUUUUACUACAGUUUUGUUUAUUAUUUACAAAUUUUGUAUGCUAGUUACCACAUAGAUUUUUUUCCAUUGAAGGUGCAUUCAUUUGUUUCUGUAUUCAUUGUCAUUGUGAGGUAAGCAACAUACAAUGACCUUUCAGCUACAGCUGAAAGGGGAAGGAGUUGGGAAAGCUUAGUGCCAAAAUGCCAUAAACAUUUGUAUUCCUACACCCAGUGUUAUAGUAUUGAUUCCCUUGGUAGCACUGAUAUGUCUAUAAAUGACUAGUAGGGGACUCCUCCUUCCCAGAACUGUACUUGGCACCAAUCCCAGUUGAUCCUGCAAAUAUGAGAGACCUUUUUCAUCUGAAGAGCUGCUGAGCCAGUAUCACAAACAUGUCCCUAGCUCAGCGUGGCAACAAAUGGCCAGGAAAAGUAAGCACAUGUGGAUGCUGCUAAGUUACUUGAUUUACACAAGCACUUAACUCCCCAUCACCACCCACAACACAGCCUGACCUCCCUGCCUUCACCCUGUCUCUAGAUAUUUGAAAACUAAAAAUAAACUAGACAUACUAAGUAGUAAUAAAAUUAUGCUUUGGGGCAUAUGAUUCUUUGGCUUCUGAGAAGUUUGCUGUCAAUGCUGUGAAGCUCACCCAAAGGAUUCAAGGCCACACCAGGGACUAUAGAGCACAUGCACGACUGCCACGCACAUACGCACAUUUCACAACUUCCUUGAGUUUUAAGUGGCUGAAAGCUUUGGACAAACAGACUUUGGUUCCAUUCUAUGCUCAUGUUAUGUUAUCAAGUCUUGAAACUAUGCACAUUUAUAGAUAAUGCACCAAGCAUGAGUCAACAUUUUGCCAUAGAGAUGAGCUGAUAGCAUUGUAUAUUUCAGUGGUGCUGGGUGGGCAAUGAUGUAAUAAUAUAUGUUGAUUAACUGACUACUUUUUGGACGCUUGCUUUUUUAAUAAAUACUAGUUGCAAUGGA